GCGGUCCGGCAGGUCCCGGAUGUUGCGGGCAGUAUGAGGCGAGCACAAGGGGACAGGGACCAGCUGCUGUCGCCGCCGUUCUCAGGGUGAAGAAAAGCCAGAAAUCUUUGCCCCCUGACUUUGGAAACCCAAUUUAACCUUCAAAAUGGCGAUGUCAAGGGUUCCAAGUCCUCCACCUCCGGCAGAAAUGUCGAGUGGUCCCGUGGCAGAGAGCUGGUGCUAUGCACAGUGUUUGCGAGUAAACCCAAAAGGGCUGGAUGAAGAAAGCAAAGAUUACCGGUCACUUUACCUGUUAUUGGUCAGUUGUCCAAAGAGUGAAGUUCGGGCAAAGUUCAAGUUCUCCAUCCUGAAUGCCAAGGGAGAAGAAUCCAAAGCUAUGGAGAGUCAGCGAGCUUAUAUGUUUGUGCAAGGCAAAGACCGGGGAUUCAAAAAAUUUAUUCGUAGAGAUUUUCUCUUGGAUGAGGCCAAUGGGCUUCUCCCUGAUGACAAGCUCACCCUCUUCUGUGAGGUGAGUGUAGUACAAGAUUCCGUCAAUAUUUCUGGACAGAAUACCAUGAACAUGGUAAAGGUUCCUGAGUUCUGGCUGGCAGAUGAAUUAGGAGGGCUGUGGGAGAAUUCUCGAUUCACAGACUGCUGCCUGUGUGUGGCUGGCCAAGAAUUCCAGGCUCACAAGGCCAUCCUAGGAGCUCGGUCUCCAGUUUUCGGUGCCAUGUUUGAACACGAAAUGGAGGAGAGCAAAAAGAAUUGGGUUGAAAUUAACGACGUGGAGCCUGAAGUUUUCAAGGAAAUGAUGUGCUUCAUUUACACGGGGAAGGCUCCAAACCUUGACAAAAUGGCUGAUGAUUUGCUGGCAGCUGCUGACAUGUAUGCCCUGGAGCGUUUGAAGGUCAUGUGCGAGGAUGCCCUCUGCACUAACCUCUCGGUGGAGAACGCUGCAGAAAUUCUCAUCCUGGCUGACCUCCACAGUGCAGAUCAACUGAAAACUCAGGCAGUGGAUUUCAUCAACUAUCAUGCUUCGGAUGUCUUGGAGACCUCUGGGUGGAAGUCAAUGGUGGUGUCACAUCCCCACUUAGUGGCUGAAGCAUACC
Peromyscus maniculatus bairdii (prairie deer mouse) is the source of this 1088-nucleotide messenger RNA. Lineage: Eukaryota; Metazoa; Chordata; Mammalia; Rodentia; Cricetidae. The record is from RefSeq and is a predicted model, not a curated record.